Varanus komodoensis (Komodo dragon) is the source of this 747-nucleotide messenger RNA. It is a transcript of the gene PRRX2, whose product is annotated as paired related homeobox 2. Bases 1 to 747 code for a protein of 248 amino acids. Gene Ontology annotation, molecular function: DNA binding; DNA-binding transcription factor activity, RNA polymerase II-specific. The transcript has 4 exons. Lineage: Eukaryota; Metazoa; Chordata; Lepidosauria; Squamata; Varanidae. Gene Ontology annotation, biological process: regulation of DNA-templated transcription. The record is from RefSeq and is a predicted model, not a curated record.
AUGGAAACGGUGGCCGCUUACGGCAUGGACAAGCAGUUCGCCCCCAAUCCGGUGCGGAUUUUGGACCCUCCGGACAACCCCCAGGCGAGGAAAAACUUCAGCGUCAGCCACCUCUUGGACCUGGAGGAGGUCGCCGCCGGCAUGAACGGAGCCAAAGAGCCCGGCCCGGAGGCGAGGGAGGGCGGCAAGCGGGCGCAGGAGCAGUCCGGGGGCAGCAGCGGCAGCGAAGGAGGCGCGCCCCGGGAAGGCGAGGGCCUGAGUCCGGCCCGCAGCGCUGCCAAGCGGAAGAAGAAGCAGCGGAGGAACCGCACCACCUUCAACAGCAGCCAGCUGCAGGCACUGGAACGCGUCUUUGAGCGGACUCACUACCCCGAUGCCUUCGUGCGGGAGGAGCUCGCGCGGAGGGUGAGCCUCAGCGAAGCCAGAGUCCAGGUGUGGUUCCAGAACCGGAGAGCCAAAUUCCGCCGCAACGAGAGGGCCAUGCUGGCCAGCAGGUCAGCCUCACUCCUCAAAUCCUACAGCCAAGACGCGGCCAUCGAGCAGCCCGUGGCUCCCCGGCCCACCGCCCUGAGUCCCGAUUAUCUCUCCUGGUCCUCCACCUCCCCGUACAGCUCCCUGCCUUCGUACAGCUCCAGCGGCCCCUCCGCGCCCACCCAAGGCGUCAACAUGGCCAACAGCAUCGCCAGCCUGCGCCUCAAAGCCAAAGAGUUCAGCCUGCAUCAGAGCCAGGUGCCCACCGUGAACUGA